Molecule: messenger RNA, 418 nt
Organism: Indicator indicator
Lineage: Eukaryota; Metazoa; Chordata; Aves; Piciformes; Indicatoridae
Gene: C5H2orf76
Product: chromosome 5 C2orf76 homolog
Exons: 6
Coding region: 38-418 (126 amino acids)
Source: RefSeq, a predicted model, not a curated record
GAUCGCUGGCACGAGGGGUUAUUCAGAAUUAAUUCUCAUGUCAGCAGAAAACUCAACCAUCACAGUUCGCCUUGUUCGCUCUUUUGAACACCGGAAUUUCAGACCUGUGGUGUAUCAUGGAGUCAACUUGGACCAGACAGUAAAGCAGUUCAUUACUUUUGUGCAGAAGGAUGUGCCUUCAAGAACAGGACUUCCUCCUCCUUUCAAAAAUUACAAGUAUGAUACAAUGAAGAUUAUUCACCAAGCACACAAAUCUAAGACUGGCGAACUCGUAGUGGGUUUGGAGGAUGAUGACAAACUGAUUUUGAAAGAAGACAGUACCCUGAAAGCAGCUGGAGUAGCAAAUGAGACUGAAUUAGCAUUCUUCUGUGAGGAAGAUUACAGAAACUACAAAGCUAAUCCUGUUUCAGCCUGGUGA